AUGGAGCAAGCUGAAAACGAGAACAAUCCGAACUCGUCAACUGUGAUCCAUGGAGCAAGCUCCGACCUGGAAAAGGUUCUGUCGGACCCCAGUUUAUCGGCGGUGAGCCUUGGCAAUCAGGGGAUUCAGUUAUUCGCCUACGGCCUCCUGCUAGGAAUGGGAAGUGCAGUUGAAACCCUAUGUGGGCAAGCAUUUGGUGCGGGAAGAUAUGACUUGUUAGGCGUUUAUCUUCAAAGAGCAACUGUGGUUCUCUUCUUCAUGGGUCUCCCGAUAACCCUAGUCUACAUAUUUUCCAAACAAAUCCUUGUCUCCAUCGGAGAAUCCGAAAACGUGGCAUCACUAGCAGCAGUGUUCGUCUACGGCCUCAUCCCACAGCUCUUCGCGUACACAAUCAAUUUCCCAAUACAAAAAUUCCUCCAAGCACAGAGUAUUGUAGCCCCAAGUGCUUACAUUUCAUUGGCUACUCUAGGGGUGCAUUUACUAUUGAGUUGGAUUGCGGUGUUCAAGAUUGGUUUAGGGGUGCUAGGGGCAUCUUUGGUAUUGAGCUUAUCUUGGUGGAUCAUUGUUUCGGCCCAGUUUUUGUAUAUUUUGUGGACCCCAAAAUGUAAGUCCACUUGGAGUGGGUUUACUUGGGAGGCUUUUACUGGGCUUUGGGAGUUUGUGAAAUUGUCUAUUGCUUCUGCUGUGAUGCUGUGCUUGGAGACUUGGUAUUUUCAGGUACUAGUGUUGGUUGCAGGACUUCUUGAGAACCCUGAACUUGCCUUGGAUGCACUCUCAGUCUGCAUGUCAAUAAAUGGUCUGUUAUUCAUGGUUUCAGUAGGGUUCAAUGCAGCUGCAAGUGUUCGUGUAAGCAAUGAGCUUGGAGCAGGGAAUCCCAAGUCGGCAGCUUUUUCGGUUGUCAUAGUGAAUCUUGUUUCUUUCACAACCGCCGUAGUGGUUGCCAUCAUUGUAUUAUCACAACGCCACGUAAUUAGCUACGUAUUCACCGGCGGUGAAACUGUGGCCAAUGCAGUCUCGGAUCUGUGUCCAUUCUUAGCCGUCACUCUUAUUCUCAACGGGAUCCAACCGGUCUUGUCAGGGGUGGCUGUUGGAUGUGGAUGGCAAGCAUUUGUCGCCUAUGUAAAUGUUGGGUGUUACUACCUUGUGGGAGUUCCAAUUGGUUGUCUUCUGGGCUUCAAAUUUAACCUUGGAAUUAAGGGAAUAUGGUCGGGAAUGAUAGGAGGAACAAUGAUGCAAACCAUCAUUUUGCUCUGGACAACAUUUCGAGCCGAUUGGAAUAAAGAGGUGGAGAAAGCAAGAGAGCGUUUGGACAAGUGGGAAGAAAUAAAAGAGCCUCUACUCAAGGAGAAGGACCUAAAAUGA
Fraxinus pennsylvanica is the source of this 1362-nucleotide messenger RNA. Lineage: Eukaryota; Viridiplantae; Streptophyta; Magnoliopsida; Lamiales; Oleaceae. The record is from the annotation of a GenBank genome assembly.